UGACGCAGUUCAUUUCAUGAGAGACCGACAGACUCUACCUGCCGUUACGCUAUGACUCAUCAAUGUGUUUCCACAGGAGCCCAGAUUUGCUAGGGUUUGUUACGUAAUACAAGAUCUCCAUCUCUAAACCACCCACAUAUCCACGGACACACACACACACACACACACGUGUCAAAAAUCGCAUACAUUCGUGCAGCCAUUCGUUCUUCGUCACAGGAGAGAGGGGAGGGGAACGGGGGUAUCAACAGUGUAUGUUAACAUGCACGCGCCAGUCAGUCAGUCAGUCACAAAAAUCUAGCAGCAUCUCAUCGACCUUCUUACAUAGACGCGCUCACCCACGCACACGAGGGAGGCCGUGCGCACGCCGAGACAUCCUGGACGCCCUCACGCCAUUCACGCGGCGACGGCCACCUUAGUCUCCUCUUGCUGGUCCUCCUCUUCUGACGGCGGCUCCACCCAACGGCCGUGCUCCUGACAGACGCACACAGAGCGAGACACAGAGAGAGACAGGGAGGCACAGGUUGGUGUCGUGUCUCGUGUGAAUGGGCUGUGUUGUGUGGCUCAGUGGGUGGCUGACCUUGAUGAGGUCCACGAGUCUGUCGCAGGCCUCCUCGUUGGGGAUGCCCCGCUUGACCACCUCCUUUCCCACAUACAGGUCGACCUUCCCAGGCGCCCCACCCACAUAGCCGAAGUCCGCAUCCGCCAUCUCACCCGGACCAUUGACGAUGCACCUACAAACACAACACACAACACACAACACACAGCGCCCACAGUGUGCUCAUGCCGCCCGUGAGCGUGUUUCGUGGCUCUGAGCGCUUACCCCAUGACAGCGAUUGAGACGCCCGGCAGGUGUCCCGUUUUCUGCCGUAUCUGUUCGGUGACCUCCUGCAGGUCGAAUAGCGUCCGACCGCACGAGGGGCACGAGAUGAACUCGGUCUUGAUGUUGCGCAUCCGGGAACCCUAAAAGCGUGUGGAUGUGCCUGUGUGGUGCUGCAGCUCCGUGCGUGUGUGAAUGAGUGUGGCCUCACUUGAAGGAUGCUGAAAGAGAUGAGCCUGAGGUCCUCAAGGGAGAGCGGGGCGGAGGCGGGCAGACCACCCUGUGGGAACACCCCCACACACAGGUACCAUGGUGUGUGCUUGUGUGUGCCUGUGCUACGCUAUGCGUCUGUGUAUCCACUCCCCUCUCACCUCGACCUCGACCAUGAUUCCCUCGCCGAGUGCGUCCACCAGCAGAGACCCCACCUCCACACCGCUUGAUAUCACCAAAUCCUGCACACACAACACAACCACACGCGCAAAUGGAUGCGACACAUAGAUAUCUGCAGCCGCAUCCCCGGCCACCCACAUACGCACAUACGCACAGACCUCAGCGUCGCUCGCCUCCUCUUGGGUAAAGUAGAGGUGGUGGAUCACUGCCACCCUCAGGCCCGCGCGCUUGAUGUGGUCGAACACCCUCCUCGAGGCGUGCAACCGACUCAACGACGGCUUGAUGCGCAACAGAAUCAAGGCCGGGGACGGCUGAAACACCACACACACACACACACGCACACGUCGGUUGUGCAGGGUUUGCUGUGUGUCUGUCUGUCUGUCUCUCUGGUUUCCCAUGUUGGUUCGUACUUUCAUUGUGCUGAGCUGCUGGAGCUCGUCAUCGGUCUCAUCGCCUUCCACCUCAACCGCAAGACGAAUCACACCCUCGGGGAGCGCAUAACCUGCACGCCCACAUCCACCCACGGAUGGAUGGACGAGUGCAUAGAAAUGUGUGUGUGCAGCGGUUGUGUGUGUGUGUGUGUCUACCGUCAGGGCCGGUAUCUCUGAUGUACUCCUUCAGAGUUAUCACCCCAACCGCAUCGGCGACUGUGGGUGAUUGAGUGGGUGAGCGUGUGUGCAGAGCACAGAGGACAACAAAUGCCAUCGAUUUUGGCUUGUGCGAGUGGUCUGUGUAUCUUCGUGCUUUGCUUCUGUGGCUCACGUGGCUUUGCCCUCAGCUCUGCCAUGGGCGCCAGGAUGCCCACGUUCACCUACAGAGAGGUAUCCCAUAACACACAUCGCAUUGCAUUUUCGCGAAAAGCUGUGCCACGUGGGUAUGUACAGCGCACAUACCUCCUGCAGUCGUCUGAGUGCGAGCCUCCUGCCGGCGUCGUCCGUGUCGGGCAGGCGGCGCAUGAAGAUCGAGUCGCUCGUGGCGAUGUCCUUGAAGGGCAUACCCACCACCAGCUUGCACCCAAGCUGCGCGUACAGCUUGUCCUGUGACACACAGCGCCACACAACGGGGAGCGGUCAGGGGGGCUGUUGGGUGGCUGGGUACACCCUCACAGGUUGUUGCAGGUCGUCAAGUGUGACGGCGCUGAGGACCGAUCCGUCUCGGUUGAGGAGGCCCCGCACGUCCCACGUGUCCGACGGCUCCUGGGAGGGAAGAUCCACCUGGGGUCGCGCAAUCACAUACACACAUAGAUACAACAACAUGCAGCAAUCGAGUCGAUGUGCGCAUAUUCAUGAGCUUGGUGUGUGUCUGUCUCGUGUUGUGUCUGUCGUGGUGUACUGUACGCACCUCUCUCCUCGAGAAGGUCUGGAAGUCGCGUGUAGUCUCUUCGAACUCGGGGACAGCCAACUGCACACAAACACACCACAUCACAUCACAUCACAUCAACUACAAGUGCGGUGGGUGGGGAGGCAGUGGCUGCAUCAAGCACCUGUUUCUGUCUCGCUUCGGGUGUCAGUUUGCUCCUGGCGAUGUCGGCCAGCUUCCCACAGGGCGUCAGCUCGUACCACGGGUCCUGACAAGCAGGUGGAGGGGACAAACACACACACACGUUGAAACAUCCACCCAAAUGUGUGCAUACGUUUGUGUGAGGAUCUGUCUGCGCGCGAGUGUGCGUGUCGGUGGGGUGGCUCCCUCGCCCCCUCCCUCCCUCCUUGCUGCAUAUGGUACGUACCUCAGUGAGUGAGACCCUGAUUGUGUCGCCGAUGCCGUCCUGCAGCAGCGCGCCGAUGCCUAUGGCGCUCUUGAUGCGACCAUCCUCACCUGCAAGACAACACACCAUUCACAACUACCUGUUUGUGUGUGUACUGUGGGAUAUUCUGCCUCUCACCUUCGCCCGCCUCGGUGACGCCCAGGUGUAUGGGGUAGGCGAAGCCGCGCGCAUACAUCUCGGCUACCAACAGCCGAUAUGCCUGCACACGCACAUUGACAAAUCGAUAGGUAGGUGAUACAGACAGGCGCGUGUGUCGGCGUGUGUGUAUGGGGGCAGGGGGAUACCUGCGCCAUGACUAGCGGGUUGCUGGCCUUCAUCGAGAAGCAGAAAUUGUGAUAGUCGUUGGCCCUGACACCCAUACACGUAUUGGGUAUGACAUGGCUGAAUAUGCGGGCACCUGCUGCCCCCCUCCCUCCCUCCCCCAGCACAAUUCCCUCCCCACCGGCAGAUGUCUGCAAAUUCCAGCGCCGACUCGACCAUGCCUCUCGGGGUGUCACCUGCACACACCCACCCCACAGACGCAUCUUCAUGUGUGUACAUCCCUUAUGUGUGUGUAGAUCCGAUCCGUGUGUUAUGGGUGGGUACCGACCGAAGAAAGAGAGGAUCCUGUUGCUGAGAGAGCCGUGGUUGGUGCCGAUGCGCAUCGCCCGGCCCAGUGACUUGCACUUCUCAACCAAAGGGGUGAACAGCUGAUGGAUUGUACGUACCCAGGUGCCCAGACACAACGUCACACUUGUGUGUAGGGACGGACAUACAGCACGGCCUCUCUGCGUGUGUCCGUGUCUGUGGCCUCUCGCUAAUUAACCUCUUCGAUGCGCUCACGGCCCUUCAGGAAGUCACUGUAGUCGUCAAACACCUGAACAACGCACACACACGCGGUCAUGCGAACUAUCUGCACGCACAAUGCACAGUGUGGGCGCUCGCGGCACUUACCAGUUGGUCGAAUUUCUUGGCCCCGUCGGCGAAGUUGCCUGGGUUGACGCGCACCUUCUCAAAGGCGUCGGCAACCAUCAUGGCCACCUGUCACACCACACACAAGACCACACACGAGACAACACAUCCAUUCAUGAUCCAUCCAUCCAUCCAGGGCUGGGUGGCUGACCUUUGGGGCAAAGUGUAUGUCGGCCACGAGAGGGAUGUCGUAUCCUUUUUUGAAGAGCUCCUCGCGGAUGGCGGCGGCGGCCUCGGCCUCCUUGAGGCCCUGCACCGUCAGACGACAGAUGUCCGCACCCGCAUCGGCGAUACGCAUCACCUAAUCCAACCAACCAGCCAGCCAAUGCAAGGCACAGGAAGGCGUUCAGGAUUCAGGUCAGGUCAGGUCACUCGGGCAGCGGCCAUGUUUGUCCGUGUGCGUGUCACGUCACCUGCUCGACACUGGCUUUGACGUCUCUAGUGUCUGACGUGGUCAUCGUCUGCAACGCGAUGCGAUGCUGGCCGCCUGCAUCCGUCGCGUCGCACCCAUACACAAGGUCGAGUGACGUGCACGUCUGCAGUGCAUGCCAGCCAACAGUGUGUGCCCGCACCUACCUAUCGGCACUUUGCCGAUCCACACGGUCUGCGAAGGAAACCUGCAAGACAAAAGGCGUCCGUCCAUGAGUGAGCGCUCGGAGGCAGGCAGACAUGACAUAACGAUAGACGGCGGUCGAUGGACUGUGCUGACCUCUCAGUGGUCCUCAGCGACUCGCAGUACUUCUUGAGGUCGGCCGGCGACGUCUGUCCGGGCAUCAGGAUGGGCGACGCUGCCUCGGUGUCCAUCAGCUACACACAGCAUGCACAAACACAACACAGCACAGGACGCUCUCAUGCAGCUGACGUUGUGCCAUGAUGUGCUGCACUCACGUAUUGACUGCGCCGUAGCCUCUGAAGACGCGGACCGUCAGACCUGCACAAUUUAACACACCAGAGCCAUAUGGUACAGACAGACAGCCAUUGCCUGCACACAGGUAGACAGACGCACACACACACACACACACCUGAGUGGUGUUGUGCCAGGCACCACGAAUGCGCCGCCAAUCUCGCCGCAUCGACCAACGUGACUGCCUGCCAACAGCAGGAGCAGUGCGGCUGAGCGCAUGGCAGAGCCAGCCACGCACUUCAUUCACGGACGCCCGAGAUGCGAUGUGACGCAGAUCAAAAUCCGCACCGGAUGUCAAACUCUGACCUUUUUUGGCUUGGCCAGCGUCUUAUUGCAAGCGCAUGACCUCGGAUCUUGGCGAAAAAGGU
Molecule: messenger RNA, 5195 nt
Organism: Vitrella brassicaformis
Lineage: Eukaryota; Vitrellaceae
Source: the annotation of a GenBank genome assembly